This is a messenger RNA of Orbilia oligospora ATCC 24927, 1386 nucleotides long. RefSeq lists its product as uncharacterized. The record is from RefSeq and is a predicted model, not a curated record. The transcript is spliced from 6 exons. Gene Ontology annotation, molecular function: GTP binding; translation elongation factor activity; GTPase activity. Bases 1 to 1386 code for a protein of 461 amino acids. Lineage: Eukaryota; Fungi; Ascomycota; Orbiliomycetes; Orbiliales; Orbiliaceae. Gene Ontology annotation, biological process: translational elongation; translation.
AUGGGUAAGGAAAAGACUCAUAUCAACGUCGUCGUCAUUGGACACGUCGACAGUGGCAAGUCCACCACUACCGGUCACUUGAUCUACAAGUGCGGUGGUAUCGACAAGCGUACCAUUGAAAAGUUCGAGAAGGAAGCCGCCGAAUUGGGCAAGGGUUCCUUCAAGUAUGCCUGGGUUUUGGACAAGCUCAAGGCUGAGCGUGAACGUGGUAUCACUAUCGAUAUCGCCCUCUGGAAGUUCGAGACUCCAAAGUUCUACGUCACCGUCAUUGACGCUCCCGGACAUCGUGACUUUAUCAAGAACAUGAUCACUGGUACCUCCCAGGCCGAUUGUGCUAUCCUCAUCAUUGCCUCCGGUACUGGUGAAUUCGAGGCCGGUAUCUCCAAGGAUGGCCAGACCCGUGAACACGCCCUCUUGGCCUUCACCCUCGGUGUUAAGCAGCUCAUCAUUGCCAUGAACAAGAUGGACACCACCGCUCCACCAUGGUCCCAGGCCCGUUACGAGGAAAUCAAGAAGGAAGCCUCUUCCUUCAUCAAGAAGGUUGGUUUCAACCCCAAGAGCGUACCAUUCGUUCCUAUCUCUGGCUUCAACGGUGACAACAUGAUUGAUGCCUCUGAGAACUGCCCAUGGUACAAGGGUUGGGACAAGGAGACCAAGGCCGGCAAGACCACCGGUAAGACCCUCUUGGAGGCUAUCGAUGCCAUCGAGCCCCCAGUUCGUCCAUCCGACAAGCCUCUCCGUCUCCCACUCCAGGACGUCUACAAGAUCGGUGGUAUCGGAACUGUUCCAGUCGGUCGUGUUGAGACCGGUGUCAUCAAGGCCGGUAUGGUCGUUACCUUCGCUCCAUCCAACGUCACCACUGAAGUCAAGUCCGUCGAAAUGCACCACGAACAGCUCGUUGAGGGUUGCCCCGGUGACAACGUUGGUUUCAACGUAAAGAACGUCUCCGUCAAGGAUAUCCGUCGUGGAAACGUCUGCGGUGACUCCAAGAACGAUCCACCAAAGGGUGCCGCUUCCUUCAACGCCCAGGUCAUCGUCCUUAACCACCCCGGUCAAGUCGGUGCCGGUUACGCUCCAGUCUUGGAUUGCCACACUGCCCACAUUGCCUGCAAGUUCGCUGAACUCCUCCAGAAGAUCGAUCGUCGUACCGGUAAGGCCACCGAAGAGAACCCCAAGUUCAUCAAGUCCGGUGAUGCCGCUAUCGUCAAGAUGAUUCCAUCCAAGCCAAUGUGCGUUGAGUCUUUCACUGAGUACCCACCACUCGGUCGUUUCGCCGUCCGUGACAUGCGUCAAACCGUCGCCGUCGGUGUCAUCAAGACUGUCGACAAGGACGACAAGGCUGGUGGCAAGGUCACCAAGUCCGCUGCCAAGGCCUCCAAGAAAUAA